UCACGGGGUCUGUGCCUGUAUGUAGGAAGACCAGAACUAGCUUCCCGACCGGAGUGUACCUCCAACGCGACCAGUCCAGCCCCGCAGUUCCCUCCGCCUUCACCCCACCCCACCGUCGAGCCACAAUGGAAGUGCAGAAGGAGGCACAGCGCAUCAUGACCCUGUCGGUGUGGAAGAUGUACCACUCGCGCAUGCAGCGCGGUGGCCUGCGGCUACACCGAAGCCUGCAGCUGUCGUUGGUCAUGCGCAGCGCCCGGGAGCUCUACCUCUCGGCCAAGGUGGAGGCACCCGAGCUCGAGAUGCCCCUGCCGGCCGGCCACUCUCCUGACCCUCGCCUGCACCCGCCGCGGGAAGCGGAACCUACAGCCCAGGUAGCGCCCCCCGACGGUGAGCCUCCCUCCCCGGAGCCCAUGGACACCCAAGAGGCGCCGAGAGCCCAGGAGACCUUUGCCCGCUGCAGCCCGCGCCCCGCCAAAGCCAGCCGCAAGCGGCGGAGCAGCAGUCUGAACGGCAGCGGGGACGCCGGACUGGUUCCGAGCAAGAAAGCCCGGCUAGAAGAAGCGGAAGAGGCGCCGUCGGAGAUCCCCGAGCGCUUACAGCCUCCUCCGGCUCAAGCGGAGGGCGCUUUCCCCAAUCUGGCGCGCGUCCUGCAGAGGCGCUUCUCCGGUCUCCUGAACUGCAACCCCGCCGCGCCCCCGACGGCGCCUCCGGCCUGCGAGGCGAAGCCAGCCUGUCGCCCGGCGGACAACAUGCUGAACGUGCUGGUGCGAGCCGUGGUGGCCUUCUGAGGACACAGCGCAGGCCGAGCAGUCGGCCCGAGUGCGCAGACCGAGGCGAAGCUUCCCCCGGGGAGUGCCCGCGGAACCGCAGCCCAGAAGAGCCGCCGCCAAGGGCUGCCGAUAGGCCCGGAGAGGGACUCUGCCCCCGGGGAGCCGUUGCCAGCUGUGCCCGGCGGCGGCGCCGAGAAGCCGGGGGCGCGGGCGCCUUCCGCUGAGACCUGCCGCGCCCACAGGUGCUGGGACAUGGCCCCUUCUCCCUCUGGUAGAAGGGCAGGCGUAUUUCAUUCCUCAGGGUCGGACGUGUAAUGUGUGAUGGUUUUUGUUUGUUUUUUCACCGGAACUGUGCUGCCCAUUCAAGAAUCCCCAGUAGCGGGUCUUUACGUUUCAGCCUUAGACUUCCAGCCGCUUCCCUUCCCCCUCCCUGACAUACUUGGGCACGCGGUCAUCGUUGCGUCAUGGGGCCGACGUGGGUCGCUUCCUGUUGCCUGGCGUGGGUGUGGGCCUGCCCAGGGAGUGGGAGGAAGGCGGCCUGAGUCACCUCGACCCAGCGCCUUAGGUUGGUGGCCUCGGGUUGGGGUGGGACUGAUCCCAACCCGGUGAAAAUUGAGCAUCUGGGGCCUUAGAGGUUAGGGGUCGCGCUCUCAGAUCCACAGCCCACCUCGUCCCGCCCGAUCUGAAUCGCGGCGGUGGGGUGGGCGGCACAGCAUGUGAGCUGGGACCUCCACUUGCUGGUGCGACCGGCCCUAGUUUGAGGAGGCGGGAGUCUUCGCUAAGGCCUUUGCCGUGGUGGAUUCUCUUAACGCCAUUUAUCCGGCGUUUUGUUACAAAUGUCAGAUUGGUAAAUAAAGACCGUUUGAAUAAA
Echinops telfairi (small Madagascar hedgehog) is the source of this 1641-nucleotide messenger RNA. It is a transcript of the gene IER2, whose product is annotated as immediate early response 2. Bases 126 to 788 code for a protein of 220 amino acids. The transcript has a single exon. Lineage: Eukaryota; Metazoa; Chordata; Mammalia; Afrosoricida; Tenrecidae. The record is from RefSeq and is a predicted model, not a curated record.